Messenger RNA from Lizanozyma spartinae, 1875 nucleotides. RefSeq lists its product as uncharacterized. The transcript is spliced from 3 exons. The record is from RefSeq and is a predicted model, not a curated record. Bases 1 to 1875 code for a protein of 624 amino acids. Lineage: Eukaryota; Fungi; Ascomycota; Pichiomycetes; Serinales; Debaryomycetaceae.
AUGGCUGAACUAUACUUUAUGAGACAUGCUCAACGCAUAGAUCAAGUGGCCAAGUCAUCAACAAAUCCACCUCUACAACCGGAUUAUCAACCGUUUGAUCCUUCACUAUCACUACAGGGCAAGGCCCAGGUCAAGAGUUCGGCAGAGACCAUUUUACAAGUGACCCGUGCCUUUGAGUCGAACUCAGCCAAAACGCCAGCAGCGCCAGCAAUAUCUACAUCCAUUUCAGUCCAAGGUAUCUCCAAACAGCAUCCAGCGUACCACGUCAAGUUCCAUCUACUAUGUGACUUUGCCUUGAGUGAAUGGGUCCAUGAAAAGAUGAAGAAUAAACCUCCGUACCAAGAUUCGAAUGAUGCCUAUAAGAUGUAUAACCCGAAUAUCAAACAGCUUCAUAAUAAGAGUGCUUGCUCCAACUUUAGACCCGCUACAAUGUUGGGCAAUUGGAAUGCUCCAGAUUUAAGUUACCUGGAAUAUCAAGCCAAUUGUAAAAAGUACUUCACCAAGUUAAUGGCCACUUAUAACCGACCACAACAUAUUAAGAAUGAUGACAUCAUUAUCAUAGUGGCCCAUGGUUAUACGGUAUCCAAUAUCUUGUCUUAUUUCCUUAAUCACCCCAUCUUCGAAGAGUUACCCGAAGCUAAAGUCAGUUAUGCCAGAAGAGUAUCAUUACCUGAAUACGUUGAUGUCACUAAUAGAGUUGAUGUUGAAGGGAAUGUUGAAAUGACUGAACUAAUAGAAUGUGAUCCAAAUGAAUAUACUUGGGAAUUGGUAUCUGAUUGUCUUGGAAUAUUGGAUGAUGAUCCAACUAGUAGUUGUGUUUUGAAUUUGGAUACAGAUAUUGUUUACUAUCAAACAAACUUUCUUAAAAAAGAUCAAAUUACUCCCGAAAUGAAUCCACCUUCUGCAACUGCAAUGUCAACUACUGACAGCGCAUCAAAUGAUCAACCGAGAAUUUCAUUCAAAAUGGAAUCUAAAUUACCUUCAGCUUAUAAUUCCCUUUGCCCGGGUGCAAGAAAUUGGUCUCCUCAAAAGGCUAACAAGUUUAACAUAAAGAAUGAAUUUCGCAAGAAAUACAUGCAUAGUGAGUUCUUUAAAACUUUCUUUAGUCUUCAGAAUCAUCCAACAAAGCCAGUAACACCUGAAAUCUCACCUCUGGCUGAACCUUCAAGAGAGAACUCAGUUAUCAACUUGAAAAAACUUGCCAGCAACUCGGAAAUCUACAAGCCAAUCAAAUUGAAGUAUAACAAUAACAGUUCAAUCUCCGUUGAACAUCUUAAUUCUAAAGUCAAUUCUAGAAGUAAUUCUCAAAUCAAUUUAAUGAAUCAAGAUAACCCAUUAGGAUCGGGAAAUUCCUCCUUUUUUGAUUUAAAGAAAGCAAGUUUAUUAAUAGAUUCGAGUUUGGCAAGAUCUUUAUCUAAUUCUUCAUCUAAAGGAAGAAGAUACCCUACAAAUACAAUGAAUUCAAGCGAAAGACUAGAAGAACUUCUUAGUGGGAUGCAGCCACAAGCUUCAAGCAAUUACGGAUCCCCAACUCCGCCACCAGCUUCUACAAACAGCAACACACUAAUACCGUUACCGAUACUUGUGAAGCGGAAACCAGGAGAGCCUACAUUCAUUGAAUCGGAUGAUUCAUCGUCUAACGAUUAUCAACCUACUAGACCAUUUACUUUAUCUUUUGGGAAAUCAAACAUAUCUAACGAUAGUUCCGAGAGUAUUGCACUUGCUCGUCCUCCUGCGAAAGAAGUUGAAACACCCAUUCCUCAGUUCCAAACGCAUUUUACUCUUCAUCGACCCCAUGAUCACGAUGAAAAGUCUGAAUCCGAAGGCGAGGUGGAUGAAACUCAAUAUAUAUGGUUUGGUCAGAAUGCCAAUUGA